CGUGUGUUUCCCGACAUGCACUGCGAGUUAGCGGCCCUUCAGACGAAAGGUCACCGAGGGUUGAGAUUAUAAGGUUAGCGGAAUUUCUCUGUGGAAGAUAUCCAGCAGCUGAAGAUGUCUGACCAUAUCGAGGAGAAGAUCAAGAACUACAGGACGGCUCCGUUCGACGCCCGCUUCCCCAACACCAACCAGACCCGCAACUGUUUCCAGAACUAUCUGGAUUUCCACAGAUGCAAUAAAGCUCUGUCUGCCAAAGACCAGGACACAGCUCCCUGUGAUUGGUACCAGAGGGUCUACAAGAGCCUCUGCCCCAUGAGCUGGGUUCAGAAAUGGGACGAGCAGGUGGAGGCAGGAAAUUUCCCCGGAAAGAUCUGAACGCACACAUUCCUCUCCAGCCCCUCUGUACCGGUCUUCAUCUUACUAACUUAAUGUAACGCAUCUACUCUGUCUGUACAGAAGUAAAUAAUAAAUUGUAUACUGUCACUGUGAA
Messenger RNA from Micropterus salmoides (largemouth bass), 490 nucleotides. Its product is annotated as cytochrome c oxidase subunit 6B1-like. Bases 115 to 375 code for a protein of 86 amino acids. Gene Ontology annotation, cellular component: respiratory chain complex IV; mitochondrion. The record is from RefSeq and is a predicted model, not a curated record. Lineage: Eukaryota; Metazoa; Chordata; Actinopteri; Centrarchiformes; Centrarchidae. The transcript has 4 exons.